AUGCGGGGGACGCGUUGGGCGCUGCUGGCGCUGCUGCUGGCGCUGCUGCUGGCUUCCUGCGGCGGGCUUGCGGAGGCCCUGCGAUGCUUCAGCUGCCAGAAGCCCACGGAGGCGUCCGGCUGCGUCACCAUUGCCACGUGCAAGGCCAACGAAACCAUGUGCAAGACCACCCUCUACUCCCGGGAGCUGGUGUACCCCUUCGAGGGGGACGCCACGGUGACCAAGGCCUGCGCCAGCAGGUGCCAGCCCUCGGACGUGGACGGCAUCGGCCUGACGCGGCCGGUGUCCUGCUGUAACGCCGACCUGUGCAACGUGGACGGGGCGCCUGCCCCCCGCGGCCCGGCCCUGGCCCUGGCCCUGACGCUGGCCUCCCUCCUGAGCCUCCCCCUUUAG
Messenger RNA from Pipistrellus nathusii (Nathusius's pipistrelle), 393 nucleotides. The record is from the annotation of a GenBank genome assembly. Lineage: Eukaryota; Metazoa; Chordata; Mammalia; Chiroptera; Vespertilionidae.